Molecule: messenger RNA, 964 nt
Organism: Episyrphus balteatus (marmalade hoverfly)
Lineage: Eukaryota; Metazoa; Arthropoda; Insecta; Diptera; Syrphidae
Gene: Csas
Product: N-acylneuraminate cytidylyltransferase A
Exons: 5
Coding region: 81-860 (259 amino acids)
Molecular function (GO): N-acylneuraminate cytidylyltransferase activity
Source: RefSeq, a predicted model, not a curated record
UGUGAUUUUGAUAUCACAAUCUUGAAUCGCUUGUCGUAGACAUCAGUCAGUAUCAAAAGUAAAAUUCGAAAAAUAUAAUCAUGUCUAUUUUAAUACGUUUAACUAUAAUUUGUACAAUUUUAAUUUUAACAAUAUCAGUUGCAUAUACUAAGCAAAAUACACCUUGUUUGGAAUGUACAAACUCAACAAGUGUUAUUGCUUUAAUUUUGGCUCGAGGUGGUUCGAAAGGAAUUCUGAAAAAGAAUCUUAUGCCAGUUAAUGGAGUGUCCUUAUUAGGAAGAACAAUUCAAACUAUAAAUGCUUCAAAACUAUUUCCGGAAAUAUGGGUUUCGACUGAUGAAGAAGCAAUUAAAAACGAAGCAACAAAGUAUGGUGCCCUUGUCCAUAUCCGUCCUGAAAGUGUUUCCAAAGAUUACACCACUUCAAUCGACUCUACUCGUGAGUUCAUGCAAAAACACAAAUACAUUAAAAAACUUGCCCUCUUUCAAUGCACAUCUGUGUUUUUGAAACUUGACUAUGUAAUAAAAGCAUUUGAACUCUUCAAAACAUCUGAAUGCGUCUUUGCUACAACCAGGAGUUUUAAACUACGUUGGUCACUAAAUGCUGAUGGAAGUCUUGUUCCAUUGAAUUUUGAUCCAAAAAAUCGACCACGCCGUCAAGAUUGGUCUGGUGAAUUAGUUGAAACUGGAAUGUUUUAUUUUGCCAAUCGUGAUCUUAUUGAACAAAAUGUCUUUCAAAGUGAUAGAUGCAGCAAUGUAGUUAUUUCACCAAGAGACUCUUUAGAAAUCGACACCGCAAAUGACUUAAAUGUUGCUCGAUGUAUUGUAGAAAAAGAAAACAGUGUUGCGGGAAAAAAUUAAUGCUAACUUUUUGAAACCAUCUUUCUUUGACAAAUUGUUGAAAAACCAAUAUAAACUUUUAAAUUUAUUAAAUUAUUAAAAAUAUAUUACUUUUUAUUCAAAAC